Linum tenue is the source of this 447-nucleotide messenger RNA. The record is from the annotation of a GenBank genome assembly. NCBI's taxonomy places the organism in Eukaryota, Viridiplantae, Streptophyta, Magnoliopsida, Malpighiales, Linaceae.
AUGGGGAUCAGGGGGGGUGCUGCCCGACGCCUGUUUGGAGAUAGGCAGAGGCUGGAUCCUUGGUAUAUCACAGACUCAGAUUCCGAUGACAUAGCAGCUGGUAUAAGGGAAGAUGGCAGGGAUGAAGGAUUUGAAGCGGACGACGAUCCGCUCUGCACUAGCAUUCACUUCUCGGCAGCAGAAGAGCGACAAUUUUGCAGGGAAUGGCGUUCAGCGUUGGUCGUCAAGGCUCUAGGUCGGUCGGUGUCGUACACUGGCAUCUCGAAACGGCUGAACGAUCUGUGGGCUAAGGCGGGCGGAAUCCAAGUCUCGUCGGUUAAGAAUGGAUAUUACUUGGUUUGUUUCACGAGCGGGAUUGACUACGAGCGUGCUCUAACGGGUGGACCAUGGAUGAUGGGAGACAACUACCUCACGGUCCAUAUGUGGGAUAAGCAUUUCCGACCCUAG